Trichogramma pretiosum is the source of this 5594-nucleotide messenger RNA. It is a transcript of the gene MCPH1, whose product is annotated as MATH and LRR domain-containing protein PFE0570w. The record is from RefSeq and is a predicted model, not a curated record. The transcript is spliced from 4 exons. Gene Ontology annotation, biological process: mitotic cell cycle. Lineage: Eukaryota; Metazoa; Arthropoda; Insecta; Hymenoptera; Trichogrammatidae. Bases 552 to 4685 code for a protein of 1377 amino acids.
ACAAGUAUAUAAUGAUGAGAGAUAUCAUAUAUCACAUUAAUGUGUAUGAAUGUAAAAAAUAUUAAAGAAGGGAAGGGAUCUUUUUUUUUUCAUCAAUAGAGCUUCAAGUCACGGCCCUGAGUUAUAUUUACAUGUGCAUGAAUUCGGUUCAUAACAUGUCUAAACUUGAAAACAUGUAGGUACAGUAGAUAUAUAGGCUGAGAAACAUACACUAUGUAUACAUGCUUGUGUAAUGUGAUGAUUGAUAAGUGGACGCGUAUUGUGUUUGUACACACACUUAUGUAUUCUGUUGUUUUUCGGCUCGAUUGUGCAUUAACCUCGUUAGUUGAUACUUAUUACUGUAUACGGUUAAUUCGUUAUUUUAAAACUUUUCACGAAUUUAAGCGGUAUUUAAUCGUAUGGAGCUGUGAUACAGUUAUUUAACUUGAAAAUUUAGUGCACCGAAACCGUGUUCCAUCGGGUGUGAAAUGUGUUAGCAUUAUGUGAAGAGAGCUGCAAUUUAAUUUUUCAUUUGUUUUGUAAAAAGUUACCACAAUUUGCUCAAAAACAAUAUGGCACGAGGCAGAAAAAAGAAGUUGCAGCCUAACAAUCCGGAUUCUUUCGUGGAGUCCUUCGCGGAUUCAAAAUAUCCAUUGAGAAACAGGCGUAGCUCAAUGAGAGUCAAUUUAAGUUAUACAACGAACUUGACAGAUCCCAAUAUUGAAUUAUCAAAGUUAACAGCUGCAGGACAAAGUGAAGCAGUGAAAAGAAAAUCAGUGUCACCUGAUAAAGACCCUUCUGAGUUAAAUAAAAAGCCAAGAAAAAAAUUGCGAAUUUUACAAUCAAAUGAAGAGUCAGAUGCACCUGCAAACUUUGCUGAUAUAACUGUCAUAAAUGCCAGAGAACGUCUCUUGGCAAGGUACAAUAAAACUGCUCAAGAUCCUGAAUGUGUAACUUUAAUUGAUAUGAAUGAGAAAGAGCAACAACUUAACAAAACCUGCAUGGAAUUGAAAAGUGCUAUUAUUUAUAAAACCCAGGCUUAUUUUGAUAAAAAAACUGAACUAGCCAUUAAAACAUCAGAAGUACUAUCAUCUGGAGAAGGAUCACCUAAAAAAAAGGUAAAAGAAGAUCUUGAUAAAAGAUCACCCAGUGUUAGAGUUGAUUUUGGAAAAAAUGAUCAAAUUAUUAUGUCAGGUGAUGGCAAGAAGAAGAAUCCAGUCCAAGUGAGCAGCAUGAGGAAGCAAUUUGCAGAAGCCCAACAGUUGGACAAUCAAGCUUCAACAACUUCUGACGAGGAUACUGUUUAUAGUCAGAGUAUUGCUAGUACUCCUAAGAAAUCUAGGUUAGAUAACAUUCAAGACAGUAGUGAGUCAAAAAAUGAUGAAUCUAUGAAUAUUCCAGUUGUUAGAUUAUUUGCCAAUAUUUCAUGUCAUUCUGAUCAGGAUGAAAAUGAUUGUAUAGAACCAACUACAAAAUCAAAAAAAAUAAUUUCUGAUAUACUAUCAGAUGACAGUGAUUCAUCUUGCUCUGAUAAAGAAGAAAAUGAGAAUAUCAUCAGUGAAAAUUAUAUUAGAAAAGAUCAAUUAAAUGAUAAGCUAAACGAAAUUAUGCAUAAUUCAAAAUCUGACUCUAAAAUUUUGGUGAAUUCUACCUUUUCUACUAGUCCUAUAUUAAGUCAGGGAAUCAAAAAGCCUUGUCUAUCUUUAAAACAAAAGAUGAAUAAAAGUUUGUUAAUCAACAAAUUGAGGCCUAGUAUUGCUGCAGAAAGUUUCAUUAAAGGUCUUCCUACAACAUGUUCAACAUUCAUAGACAAACAAGAAAAAGUUCUUGAAACAAAAGAAUCAAAUGAAAAAAAUGAGACAAUUUAUGUGUCAGAUAAAAGUGCUUCAAAUAGUAAUUGUAAAACAAUUAUUUUAGAUGAUAAUCAAAACAGUCAAAAAACUAUUGAUAUUGGAAGCAUGGAAAAUCGUUCAUCAAAUAUGGAUAUUACUUCAGUAGUAUCAAAAAUGCCUAUUAUUCGUAGGUCAUUUCAAGAUACUAUAAGACAAUCUUUGAAACUUGAUAAAAUUCCUUCUUCAAUUGAUGCAAGUCAGAAUAAUGAUAACUUGAGACAAAAAACUUAUACAAAUAACAAUAAAGUUAAUCAUCCAGAUGACUGCAGUUCAAAUACAACGUGUGCUUCACUGAAUGUUAAUACAUCGCUUGAUCCAAUUAACAUGACCAAAGAUGUUAUUCAGAAAGAAAAUAAAAAACCGAAUGAUAGGCAUGUAAAAAAUAAUUACAAAAACAAGCCCCGUAUUGAACCAUCAUGCAAUUUGGUUAACAUGCAACAAUCAUCAGCUCUACAAGUUAAUGCUAUUGAAUCAAAACAAAUUACACCCAAUAAUAGUUGCAUUGAAGAAGAACAAACCAAAGUUGAAAAUAUUUUACCUCUUAAUUUAAAAACAAAAUAUCAAAAAAAAUUGGUCAAGCCAAAUGAUUUAUCUAAUGAAUUGACAACAUUUAAUUCUAAUGAAAAUGAACAAAAAUCAAACUUACCUGUACGAGCAUCUAUGCAAGUAAAUACUUCUUUAGAUUCUAUUUGUAAAUCUUCAACUCGUCCAAAAGAAUUAAACUUUGAUAAAAUUGUAUCCAGCAUAAAAAAAACCAGAAAAUCUGAUGUUAAAGAGAGUAUAAAAAACAAUAAGCAUGUAUCAAAAAAAUUAGUAUGUUGUUCUAGUUCAUCACAAUCUUCAAAUGAUGAAAGUAAUACUAGUAAAAAACAAAGGAGUAGUAAAAGGAAACUUCUUUCAAAACUUUCAAAAUCAAAUUCAAAUCUUUCACAAUCUUCAAAUGAAGGAAAUAAAACUGAUGAAAAAAAAAAUCCAAAAAACAGUAAGAACUUGUCAAAGCAAUUGAUACGUUGUUCAAGUUCAUCACAAUUUUCAGACGUUGAAAGUUAUCAUAGUAAAAAACUAAAUGAUAAAAAAAUAAAGCUCUCUGCAAAAAUUUCGAAAUCAUGCUCAAAUCUGUUGCAAUCUUCAGAUGAGGAAAAUAAAUGUUUAGAUGAAAAAAAUGACUCUAAUUCGAAAACAUUGGAAUCACAAAAAAUGUUAUCAAGUACUAGUAAUAAACUAGAACAUCAAAUUAAUACAAGAAAAUCAUUGAGAAAAGGUUCAUUUUCUAAAAAAGUACAAAACAAUGAAAGCAAUUCAGUAGAAGAUGAAGAUAAAUUGAUCAAAGAAAAAAAUUCUAUUUCUACAAAUAUUAUCAACAAAAAAAACCUUAGAAAAUCUUUAAAAGCUGAAAGUGCUAAUUCAAGUGUUGUUGAAACAACACCAUUUCCAGCUAGUCGUUCUUUUCUGUUCAAAACUAUGAUAAAAAAUAACUUAGCAAUGACAAAAAGAUUCAUAGAAUCUUCUGAGGAUGCAGCUACAACAGAAAUUGAUUCAGAAAAUGAGCAUUUGCAAACUAUGCCUUUAAAGAAAAAAAGAAGAAGUAUUUAUGCAAGGGAUAAAACACCAAGCCCAAAAUUAUUAGAUACAGUUCUUGUAAAUUCAUCUGACGAGUCAUCCUCCGAAUCAUCCCCAAAUAAACCAAAUAUUCUUAUUGAUGAAACUACAGAGGAAGCAAGUAUUAAAAAUAAAUCUACAGCAUCAAAAAACAUUAUUGUUCAAUCAAAGAAGAAAGUAGCUAAGCGUAAGUUGUUGAAAGAAAAUUCUGAUUUAGUUUCAUUUAGUCCUGCAGAAGAAGAUUUAGAAGAUAGAAAAGUAACACCAAAACCACCUACAAGAAGAAGAAACAAUUCAAGAAAGAAAAUGAUUGAAAAAAAAAUUAAAUUGAUAGACAAUAAGAAAGUAGAAGAUAAAAAGGAAACAAAAAAAAUUAAAAAUACAAAAACUAAUCAAAUAGAAAACCAAAACUACACAAGUGUAGAAAGAGAUGAGGUCAAUGAUGUAGAAAAUAAUCAAUACAAUGAACCAAUGAAAUCUAAUAAAAAGUAUAAGAAAAUUAAAAGCAAAAAAUUUAUUGUUAAGAAGGGUAAUAUUAAGAACCCUUUAGAAGAUUUACUGGAAGAACCUCAAUCUUCGACAUCAAAUGAAAGAAGUUCUUUACGGGAAUUUGAUUUGAAAAACCUGAAAAGGCAAAAUGUAGAGGAUACACAGAGACCUAAAAACCAUAAAAUUAUUAUAGUAAUGACAGGAUUGCCAAAAGAAGACAAAGAUUUGAUCAAAUCAGUAGUCAAAGCUUUAGGAUUAGCAGUUUUAGAAUUGAAUGUUACUUCUCGCACAACCCAUGUAAUAAGUUCUGGAGAUCGUACAAUUAAUUUGCUUAAAGGUAUUUUAAGGGGAUGUUGGCUUUUAAGUUUGGAGUGGGCUCUAAAAUCACUCGAAAUGGGUAAAUGGUUGGACCCAGCACCAUAUGAAAUGUGCCAUUUUUCUAAGGCAGUAAAGGAAAACAGACGCGAUCGACAACUGUUUGGAAAAGCAUAUGUACCGGAAUUAUUUGUGACUUGUGGUUUUAUUUAUGUAGAAAAUGGCACAUCACCUCCUACAUCAGUUCUUAAAGAAUUGAUUAAAACUGCUGGAGGUAGAAUAACAGAAGAUCCGCUUAAUGCUAAUAUUACAAUAGGACAAGAAGGUUUAAGAGAAAUCUGGGUUUUAGAUUCAAUUACGACAGGUGAUGUUCAACCCCAAGAGCAGUAUAAAAGAGUUAAAAGUAAUUAAUUAUUUUUAAAGGGGAAUUUUACAUAAAAUUUCAAAUAGUUAUGUAUAAAAGAGUAAAAGUACAAAAUGUGAAUUACUGGAAGUACAAUUAAUUCAUUAAAUUUAAUAUAUUAUUUGAGUAACAAAUUCAAAAUUUCUCGUGUAUUAAUGUUUAUUAAUAAUAUUUUUUUUUUCAUUAAAAAAAACAUCAUGUGAUUUCCGAAAUGCGACGCUAUAGUUAUGAUUUAAUUUCAAAGUAAUUGAAAAAUCGAUCAAUCAUUAAUAUUUUGGUGAUGUUACAAUUAAUUAAAGCUGUAAUCAUUGAGUAGUUCCAACUAUUAAAAAUUAGGUAUUAUUUUUCCAAGUGUUUGUAUUAUACAUUGUAAAUAAAAUUAAUAGUUAAUAUUGUAACAAAAUUUUUGUAAGAGUAACUGUUAAUUUCUGUAUAGUUUACUCUGUGUGAUAAACUGUAAAAACUCGAUAUUAAAACUCUUAAGAGGAGUAUACAAAAAAAAAAACGCACCAUUGUGUUAGAAAUAAAUCAUUUAUAAUUCAAAUGUCAAUAAUGUGAUACUUGUAAUGUUUGGUACAUUCGUUUAUCAAUAAAAAGUUAUGAUCUAUUAUUGGAAAAAUGUAAUCAAAAUCAUUCUAAAAAUGCCAGACUUAUUUUUAGCACCGUUUUAUUGUAUGCAAAAAAAUAAUAAGAUCCUAAUGUUAAGUUGGAAAAACAAUGAAUUAUCAAUUAGAUUAAUGAGUUUUGCCAUGAUCCUCGUUUAUAAUUUUUUUUACCUUAUUUCUGUAAUUUUUUUUUUGUAAAUUUCACCACAUAAAUACGCUUAAAAAUGCAUGAUGAAAAUAUCUCGAACCUAAGGAAAAUUCUUUAGACCCUAACUCUUGACUUAAAUGAAAUACGAGGUGUGCUAUAUAAUU